AUGACUCUGGGAGUGUUGGUGUGGAUGCUUGUGGUGUUGCAGCUACAUUACGGGGGUGACGGUGCCGCCACCGCGACGUCAGUGAAACCGUCAUCGGCACCAGCAGCACGAAGCCGAGUCCACGCUGCUGCUUUUACUAUCACUAAUGCUACUGACAGUAGUGAGAAAUUAUCUUCCAUGUUUCUGAAGGGGAAUAUGGCGUGCGCAGCCAAAUCAAUUGAUCUCCCCUAUUUCUAUCCUAUGCACCGACAUCUACCCGCCAAUGGGUCUGCUGUCGCUGCAGCGAUUGAGGAGAAACAGAUGCGCCGUCAAGCAAGCUGCUGGGCAACUGCCCAUGAGUCACCUUUGUUCCCUUCACCUCCAAGCCAUGAAGCAGCUCUACUUCGGCCUGUGCAUGUUGAGGCAGCCGAUGCUAUGCUGCGGCAGGAGUACUUUUUUGCUCGUCAAACACCGACAGAUUCUAUGGGUUCCGGCACGUUUUUCUCUGGGUAUGAUACUCCAGUCACUGCGGUUAACGAAACUGUUGCUCCAUGGUGGGUUACUGACAAGUUUCACCAUUUGCCUUGCACUGUGGAAGUACAAAAACGUCUUUAUGAGUAUCAAAAUAAGGCGUCAUGUGGUGAUCGGAAGUUUCUUCUCUCUGACCUCAAGGAAGGAGGGCAUGGUCUUGGUUCUUCGCUUAUUGUUGUGGCUUUUGACUUUCUUAGUGCCUUAAGACUUGGAAGGAGUUUGUUGAUUGGCGGUCCAAGAUUUAGCAAAAAGUGGCAAUUCAGUGCUCAGGGAUGUUGGCAGGAGAGACGACGGUCUCUGGAUUGCUUUUACCUUCCACCAUCGCGAUGCCAGUUCCCAGGUGGGCCUGUUCAGGUGGUGCGCAAGGGGCGCGACGCUGCACGUAGUUCUGCCCGAGUGAUACGCAAGUACUCCGUUGAUAUCCCCGGUUUGGACAGGAGCACGCUCCCGUCAGAGGAAGCUUUCUUUGGUCCGGGCCAUCGGCAGUGGGAUUGCUACCCAAAGUAUCAACAGUGGUUGCAAGACCCUGCAAAUGUUGCUGUGUAUGGCACUUUUGAAAGUGGACUUGACACACGACUCUCAUUUAUGUUGGCACAGGCGUUUACGUACCUCACACGUGCCCCCCAACCGUGGUUUCAAGCAAUGAUUGAGUACCACCUGGCGCCGUUAGGUAUAGCUACAUCACACGCAAUGCGUGCGGCUUCCUAUUCCGGCGCAUACUGCAUGUUUUACGUUCAAGAUCGCGGCGAGGUAGCUAAAAUGAGGGAAUAUUAUAACGUUUUUGGUUGUCAUACUGUUGGACUUUCGCUUUAUAGAGACUAUGUGUGUGCCAUUGGUAAUUCCUUUGGCGGAAAUUCAUCUCAAACUCCGUGCAGAGUUUAUAUCAGUGGUGGGACACCGCACCGGAGUUAUUUGUGGCUUAAGAGGGAAUUUGAAAAUGCAUCUUAUGAGGUUUUGAGCACGUGGAAUCUUUCCACACUUAACGCUGGAUCUGAGUCGAUGCGAUGGGGCGCAAGUUCGCCUGCAGCAUCGUGGGUGGAUUUGUACGCCGGAGUUGCUAGCACCAAUUGGGUGUGUGUGGUGCAAUCAAAUUGGUGUCGAAUGAUUAAUUUUCUUCGUCUGACACAUGGACGCGUGGACUGUGGCUUUGUGGACAUUGGUGCGAUGUUGUUGACAUCUAUCGAGGCCCGAGAAAAGUACUGUGUCGUGUCUAACUUUCCGACAAAACCCUUUUCGAACGUCAUACGGCGCUGA
Messenger RNA from Trypanosoma rangeli, 1764 nucleotides. RefSeq lists its product as uncharacterized. NCBI's taxonomy places the organism in Eukaryota, Euglenozoa, Kinetoplastea, Trypanosomatida, Trypanosomatidae. The coding region runs from base 1 to 1764 and encodes 587 amino acids. Gene Ontology annotation, biological process: protein N-linked glycosylation. The record is from RefSeq and is a predicted model, not a curated record. The transcript has a single exon. Gene Ontology annotation, molecular function: alpha-(1->6)-fucosyltransferase activity.